Molecule: messenger RNA, 5221 nt
Organism: Malaclemys terrapin pileata
Lineage: Eukaryota; Metazoa; Chordata; Testudines; Emydidae
Exons: 6
Coding region: 92-2830 (912 amino acids)
Molecular function (GO): protein binding; calcium ion binding
Source: RefSeq, a predicted model, not a curated record
GGAAACUCCUCUGCUCCCUGCCUGGCCCUUGCAAGCCGCCCAGCUCCAGAGAGCGUGGCCUUCUCAAGUGCAGCUCCGCGCCGUCUCUUAGAUGCGGCUGGAGAUGCUGCGGUGGGCUCGCUGCUGCUGCUGGCUGGGUGUUUGCCUCUCGCUGCUGGGGGAAGGGGGAGGAGGCAGCGGCGCUGCCGGCUGCCGGGGCGCCCUGUGUGGCGACGGCGGCGGUGAUCGAGAUCCGCCCAGACAGCAGUGCCUGGGGCCCCGCUGCUCGGGCAGAGCCAGCCGCCCGUCCCGCUCCUUCCCUCACACCGUCACGCCCGCCCGCGGCAAGCAGGCGCCGAGCGCCCCGCACGCUGCCCCUCUCCCCGCCUUCCCCUCCAGGAGCACGGCCGAGCUCAGCCCGGAGCUCCCUGCCCCGGCCGCUAGGGGCGCCGGGGAGAGCUGCCUGGGAGGGGACUGCGCCGCCCGGGCCCCCAACGGCACCAGCCGGGACUGCAAGGGCGUUGAAUGCAAACUGCCCCUGCGGCUCCGCCACAGGUCCCGGCCGGGCAGCAGGGCUCAGUGCGCCCAGCAGGGAGAGCCCUGCCCGGAGCCCGCCCUGCUCCGAGAGGCAGAGCGAGCCGCCCAGUUCCUCGCGGAAGACUUCGCCUACCCGGCCUCGGAGCUGGGCGUGCAGCUCACCUGCGACCUCAAACCAGGAGAAAAUGAAGUUCCAUCUGAAGAUGCACUAAUAUUACAACUGCAGCUUGCAAAAGGCCAAGAGAAAUUUGUUGAAAUGUUAAAAAGCCAACAGAAGAUAAUUGUGGAUUUGCAACAAAAACUUGCUGAACAACAGAGCACGUUAGUUAGCCAGCAACGAGAAAUUCUUGAACAACAAAGAAAAAUGUAUGAGCAAAUGGAUCUGAUAAAAGUCCAGUAUGGCAUGCUUUUCGACACAGUGAAACAAAUGUCAUUCCAGAGUUUGCAUGAGGAUAUUCAACAUUAUUUUGAAGCUCAGCUUCAAGGACUUCAGAACCAGGUCAGAAAUCAUCUCCAGAAGUCAUACUCUGUACAUAAAGUAGAAGUUGAUGCAAAAGUGAUUGAUGUUGGGGAGUCUUUGCUGGACUGCGGCCUUUGUAAAAGUGAUGAAUUUUGCAAUUUCCAAAAGACACCAUCACAGUGUGAAAAAUGCACCUUGUGCCCUGCUGGCUUUUUCCAAAUGUCUGAAUGUUCUGCAAAUGCCGAUCGGAUUUGCCAGGACAGAGACGAAUGCAUUGAAUCUCCCAACAUUUGUGGUGAGAGAAUAAAAUGCCUGAAUACUCCAGGUGGCUUCCGAUGCCUUGGAAUUGCUGAAAAAGAUGCAGCCUUGGGACUGUGUGGAGAGGAAUAUUUCUUUAAUAAAGAAAUGCAGGAAUGCCAGGCUUGUUCAGAGUGUGAAGACGGAAUAGUAGCUUUCUCUUGCUCCCCAGUCACUGACACUGUUUGUUCAGCAGCCAGCGAGAACAAGCUUUCUGAAUCGUGGGCUGCAAACAUUAUUUUACCCCCAGUAAAGUCUGGCACUUCUCAGGUCUACCCUGGUUUAAACUUGAAGAUAAAGGGAAAGCUUCACUGUGAAGUUGUAUCUGUUGAAGAUAACAGCCUGGUAUUCAGGCAACAUGGUUUGAUGUGGACUGACCUCAAUUUUGCUGUAAAGCACAACUGCAGAAACUUUCUCCAGCUGUCCUUGAAAUUAAAUGACACUGAGGAAGGCUGUGAACUGAGUGGUGUUCGUAUCGAACAACCAGAAGGAAAAUAUUUUCAGAGCACAAGUUUAAGCAGCGCGGCAGAGGUGGAACCAAGCCAAACUCUCUCUCUCUUUCUGAAGAGUCCAAAUCAAUUCUGCAAUCAAAGUAAAGACUUAAAUAUUUUUGACCUUAAUACUCCACUCAGUUUGUUUUGGUUGUCCCAUGAUACAGGUGCGGUGGCUAUGAGUGCACAGAUGUCAACUGCAAUGCACUACCAAACUAACUAUCGACCUACUUUUAAAGUUAUUUCCGUUUCUGACCCUUACAUGCUAAGUUUAUCUCACGAUGGCAGAGCUAUAAAGUUCACUGAAACAGGUGUCAUAAAAUUUGUUUUUCACCAAGCACUCUAUUCCAUGGGCCAUACAUGUGUUCGUGAAGGCUUUUCCUUGGUCUCUUAUAUCAAUAGGAAUGGUACUAACCGAGAAUUAAUGAACAUGUAUAAAUCUGGUGUAAAUUACAGAGACACAUCAAUAUCUGCUUCUGGGGCCACAAAAGUCAACAGUGGAGAUCUACUUAGCUUUGAGAUCCGUUCUCCAGCUCAAUGUAACGUUCGAUAUUUUGGAGACAGCUCUGGAAUUAGUAUGCUUAGCCUCAUCUGGAUCCCAUCUGCAGUUUCCACUGCCAUCUCAGCCACAGUCUCUGUUACACGACUGCCUACAGGAGCUGUCAGAAACAAAUUACUGGAUUUCACCCAGGUCUCAGCCAGUGAGAAACAAAUACAGCUUGUUUCUUCUGGAGAACUUGCUCAAAAGUACUUCAGAUUUACUGAAAGGGGAGUUGCUAGCAUUGCUUUUAAUUUAAAGCUGAUCCACUCAUGUAAUGUACUCAAAGUGACUCUAAAUCAUUUGAUCAGUGAUCAGAUGCAACCCACAGCAAUUGGCCAGCAAAUUGGAGGUCAGAUGCCUGAGGGAAGUAUAUGGACCAGUGUGUCCCUCCGCUCUUCUUUCGAAGUGCAUAAUGGGAUUGCUCUGUUGACAUCUUGGAUCGUAGUGUCAGGAGUCCAGCUCAGGCUCUACUUCUUACAAAGCAUUCUCUUGAACUCAGAUUUUGCAGGACCUACAAAAAUAUGAGGGAAGGUAAAUAGAAUAAAAUGCUAUUUAAAAAAAAAAAAAAAGUACUGAAAUUGGCAAGAGCAAAGACACCCAAACAAUCUAGGCCUGAUUUCAAAUGCCAUUGUCCCUUACUACAGCUGGGUAAUGCAAGGACUACAUGCCCUUGCCUUAGGUAUUACAAACUCAUCUUGUCAGGCUCUGACAUAGCGGUGUUUCCCGUAUAUAGGCAGAGAGAAAGUGUGCUUCAGACUAAAAGCAAAAGAGUAACAGCUCAGCAUUCAUGCUUAGAAUGUAAAAAAGAGGGUUGGUCAACAAAUAUAAUAUAAUUUUCACCCCCCCUCCCCAGCCCCUCAAAAAUGUAAGGUAAAUGACAAUUUUAGUGUUAUUUAUAAUGGAAAAAAAAAUGGUUUUAAGUGUCUCUGCGGGAAUGGGUGUUUCUUUCUCACUUUUUUUUUUUUUAGCUUCUUUCCCCCCCCAAAAAUGUGUGUGGAGGGAAUAAAAAAGAGGAAGCAGGGGAAACACCUCCCGCAAAAAAGCUUCUUAACCCCCCCCCCGAUCAACAACAACUACAAAAAUCUCAGAAGAAACAAAAUGAAACUUUUUGAAAUAAAUGUUUGUUCCACGAUGAUUUGUUGAGAAAAUAAUAAUUAUUAUUUUAUUUUUAAUUUUGGCUUAAAAACAUUUAAAUCAAAAAUGCAUCUUUUUGGUGAAAAUGUUCAGUCAGCUCUAAUAAGAAAAUGUAAUUAAUAGCAUUGACUUUUGUUUGCUCUUUUUCCAGGCCUUCCAUCAAACUUCAAAUUUUGACUAUGCUGUAUUUGGAUGGGAUUACAAUAUUUAUGGAAUUGCUUGUGUGUCCUAAUAUGGAUGUACUCAGUGAAAUUUUUUACAGCACAGAUCAUGUACAUGCUGUAAUUGCUUACUUUGUAUGUGUUUUAUGCAUUGGUUAGAAAUGGCACUAGGCAGGUACCAGUGAGUAUUAUAAAUAUUAAGGCUAAGGAAAAGCUUUCAGAGUAGAAGUGCUUCACUACACUAUGCUCCUGAUUCUGCACUCCUAGCAUUCCCAAAACUUUCAAGUCAAAGGCAGUUUUGGAUGCACUAUGGCCGGAAUGCAAAGUCUGGCUCCUAAGUGGUUAAACUAAACAUCACAAAUACUGCUUCUCUUUCACUAUUGUUAUCUCAGAGGAUGGAGGCAGAUUAGGACAGAUCACUUUCUCUCCAAAUACUUCUUUAACAAUAAUUUACAGCAAAUUUCACUUUCAAGUGGGUUGUAGCCAAUUGUUUCCUUGCCCUCCUCACUAAAAAUAUCCUACAUCUAUAUUUCAGUCCAGAUUUUGCCUCUGGUUACGCGAACGUAAGUCUGGAGAACUAGGAAUCACUUUUGAUUUACACCAGUGUAACUAAGAGCAGACUAUGGGCCUCCAUAUUUUUAUAUGUGCUCUGAAGCCAGUACCAUGUACUGUAUGACAUGAACACCAACAGUGCACUGUAAUCCUACACCAAAUAUUAUUCAAAAGGAAUUGGGCAUAGUGAAAAUGAACGUUAACGUUAUGGUACCCAGAAUGUAACCAAAUUGCAUAUUUUCCCUAUAAUUGGUUUAUUUUAUCCACUUUUGUUGACCAUUCUUGAACUCCUUUAAUCAAAUCAAUGUAAUGUUAACUCUUUCUAAUAUCAGAAUGCUGUACAUUGGAUACUUCAAGUGCAAAAUCCAUUUAUAAACAACAUUUUGCUCCAAUGCCGUGGAGUCCUUGCUCACACAGAGUGGUACUUUUCUCUGUGAGUAGUUCCAGUGCAGGUAAUUGCAAUGUAAGGUACUGUGCAGUAUGAACAAGGGUGGCAGAAUCUGGCCCAUACAGAUAAAGAUGGAUAAACAGAACCUAUUCUAAUGCAUAUAUGCAGCCCUGUAGGUUACUACUUUACAGUAUGUAUGUAACAUGCAGUAGUUCAUUGUAAUAAACUUGUCCAUUACAGAAGGGAAAUACUUUAGACUUUCUAAUGCUGCUUAUAUAUAGGAAAGAUAAUUUGGUUUAUAGCAGACUGCCAUUCCUGUAUAAUGACAUUCUGCUUCAAUGUGCGUUCUAAACAUUUUGCAACUGUAAAAAAUUUUAUCUGAAUAUAUUUUAUUACUUUUACAAAGUUUUUAUAUUUCUCUAGUGUCAAACCUGGAGGGAUAUCCUAAGUAUAUUUUAAUUUAAUAUUGUGUUUUUGUGCUUUCUGUUGGUGUUUAUGCAGAAUACAGUACAUUAUGAAAACUACAUUUAGUUUAUGGGUUUUUUUUAAUCAGGUAUCAUGUUUCCAAAUAUUACCUUGAUUUAAAAAUAUUGUUUGUAUUACAAUAUGUAUUAAGAACAUUUAACACAAAUAAAACAGACUGACUUGAAUGUUGCUUAAUGUCCUAUUACCAUGAUGGGG